Messenger RNA from Prunus persica (peach), 3559 nucleotides. Its product is annotated as probable RNA polymerase II transcription factor B subunit 1-3. The record is from RefSeq and is a predicted model, not a curated record. Gene Ontology annotation, molecular function: translation initiation factor binding; translation initiation factor activity; RNA binding. The transcript has 5 exons. Gene Ontology annotation, cellular component: transcription factor TFIIH holo complex; eukaryotic translation initiation factor 3 complex; transcription factor TFIIH core complex. The coding region runs from base 1563 to 2849 and encodes 428 amino acids. Lineage: Eukaryota; Viridiplantae; Streptophyta; Magnoliopsida; Rosales; Rosaceae. Gene Ontology annotation, biological process: translational initiation; transcription by RNA polymerase II; nucleotide-excision repair.
ACUUAUAUGCAACCAUUUGACCCAAAAUAAAAAAAAUUUAAAUACAACAAAGAUAAACACUAUUUUGUUACCCAACUAAUAAUACCAUGAUAAUUAUCACGCUUGUCAUAACCUUACAAGAAUACUUUUCUCAGUGUUACUUCCCUUUCAUAAAAUUCGCACAGGGUCUUACAACGCAUCAACCGCGCACGCGUGACAAUAGAAAAGCAUAAAGAGCUCUGAUUCUCAAUAAGAAGCGUGACAAUAGACACCGCCACCAUGGAAGAUAUCCAGGCCAAGGCCGAGGAGCUCCGUCUCCAACUCUCCUCCUUCCACUUCAACUCUGCAGCUCCACCUCCUAACCAAGACUUAUAUAAUAAUAAUACUGAGAACAAUUUUGGUGAUGGCCAAGAAGUGUUCUACGACGACGACGGUUUGCUUUUCAAUAUUGGGUUCGGAAAUGUGAUCGUUGUUGAUAACCUUCCGAUUGUGAAGGCGGAGAUGGCCCAGCAGCUCGAAAGCGAAAUCCGACGAGUGUUUAGUGAAGUUGGUGUUAUUAAAGAAGAUGGGUUUUCGAUGCCUCUUAAUCCCCUGAACCAGAAAACCUUGGGUCGUUGUUUUAUAGAGUUCAGUUCUCGUCAGGAAGCUGAACUUGCUAGGGUCAAGAGAGAUGGAUACAAUUUCAAUACACAAGCGCUGUCAGUAACCCUGUAUGAUGACUUGGACAGGUUCAUUGAUAUCACUGAUGUGGGGACAACACCAGAAACUAAUCCAUCCGCUUGUUUGUCCUCAAGGUAUUCAGGGCCACCAUCCUUACUCAGUCCCUUGAAAGAGGAAGAUGAAGUACCUGGAGAAGAACGUCAAGAAGACCAAGGCACUGAUGAAGGAGCAAGAUUUAGGGGAAGUCACUGAUGAAGAUUCCAAUGAAGGGGAGGGAGACGUGCUGAAAUCAAUUGAAUUUCAAGUGCUGUAAUUUUGAAGAUUACCUCCGGUCCGGAUUUACUUACGAGUGAAUAUACGGAAAUUUUUCAUCCCAUGUUGCUCAACCAACCUCAUACAAUUGCUUUCGUCUGCCAUUUAGUAAAAUGUCUUGCAUUCGUCGACCAAAUCAUCCAACGAAAUCGUCUGGUUGUCAUUGGUGUCAUGAUGAGCCUUUAAAAGUAAUCCAAGAAAAUCACUCCCUUUCAUCUCCAGACAUUGCCUUCUUUUCUCUUUUCUUAACACUCUCUAAGCUUCUCCAUUUCAAUCACAUCGCUGGUUUUAACAACUAAACAUGAGAUCAGAAAUUUUAUCUUUUCUCGUACACGCUUUCAGGAAUUUUUCCUUUUCUAGUACGCGUUUAGGAAUUGGGGGGCCUCGGUUCGCCAAUUCAAAAAGAUUCACAAACGCAGAAGGCCAAGAGGGCAAAAGAGUAAAACAACACAUAAAACCAUUCGAAUAAUCCUACUAGGAAUAGGAAAUAAUUCGAGUAAUCCUACUUGGAAUGGGAAAACCAAAUAAAUCCCUCCCUCGGUCUGUCUAUAAAAGCACAUCUCACCUGCACAUCGUUUCCUCAAAAUUAAAUAUUCUAAACUCCUCUGGAGAUGUCGUGGUGUAUGCAACUGGUGAAGCGUGCUAAUUACAAGGCUACAGUGAGAGAUCCUGGGGCUCUUGGGGUUUUAACUAUGACGGAGAACAAGUUUGUGUUCAGCCCAAACGUUCACAUGUCCACCGCCGCGAAACCGGCGCUCGAUGUGGAGUUCAAACAAAUUACAUGUCUCAAAAACACUAAGGAGGGAGGAGAUAGACCACCUUGGCUUCGUCUCAGUGAGAAGGACAAAACUUACAUCUUUGAGUUUGCAAGUUUUCGUGAUCUUCAUGUAUGCCGAGAGUUUGCAGCCAAUGCGCUUGCUAAGCGUGGAGAAGCUGCAAUACCUCCUUGUUCUUCUGAUGAACAAAUCUGUACAGCAGAAAUAAUGCACCGUAUGAAGUUAUUACAAGAAAGCAGUGAGUUGCACAAACUUCAUAUGCAGUAUGUAAUGAGUGGUGUCCUAACUGAAGCUGAGUUCUGGGCAGCUAGGAACCAGUUUGGUGAUGUAGAUAGCCGUCCAAAGCCAAAGCAACGGGUUGGUUUCAGAAACUCAAUGAUAAUGGACACCAAACCCAUGACGGAUGGCCGGACAAACAAGGUUACUUUUAGUUUGACUGCAGAGAUUAAGUAUCAGAUUUUUGCCCUGAAACCAGCUGUUCAGCAGGCAUUUCUUGCUCUGGUUCCCAGUAAGACUACGGAAAAAAACUUUUGGACGAAGUAUUUCCGAGCUGAAUACCUCCGAAGCACAGGAAAUGCUGCUGCAGCUGAAGCAGAAGCCGCCGAUGAUGAGGAACUGGCAAUGUUUUUGAAGGAGGAUGAGGUAUUGGCAAGGGAAGCUCGUCGAAAGCUUCGACGGGUUGAUCCAACUUUGGACAUGGAAGCUGACCAAGGAGAUGAUUAUACGCACCUUCCAGAUCAUGGGAUAUUCUUUCGGGAUGAGGUGUACAGCAGGAGAAGUACUUUAUCACAAGACCUUAACCGGCAAGGUGCUGUUGUUCUUCAAGGAAGAAGCAUCGUCGAAGUUGAUGAGAGUGGUGUGCAGGGGGGAUUUGGUAGGAUUGCUCGGACGACUGAGAUGGAGGAUCUUCAAGAACCUCACCAUCUUCAUGUUGCUCAAUUAUUAUGCAUGAAGGAUCCUGGAGACUACUUUGACACGCAACAAGCUAAUAAUGCAGUUAAAACUGAGGAAGCAUACGGCUCCUUGAGGCAGUCUAUAUCUAAAAUCAAGAGCAUUGGAUUGGGAAAUUCCACAGUUGCAGCAGAAAUUGCUCUUACGAUUUUUAAUGCAACAUCAUUUUAGUGUUAAUUACCUUGUCCAUUCCUUUUCUGUCAAUAAGGUGUGUUUUCCAACAAAAAAAGAAAGAAAAAUCCAUCUUUCUCUUACCUAGAUUCUAGAGGGUGUACAGGUCCAAAAACCAUGAACACCUCUUAGCUGUACAAUCAACAUACCACAAAGGGAUGAUUGGUGUAUCCAAAAUCAAUGACAUGUACAUCACGUACGAUAUAUUUGCCAAACAGAAAGUAAAAGUAGCAUUAACUAGAGGCAUUCAAAACUUAUAGCAGCAUGCACUUCCCGUUUAAGCUCGAGCAAAGGUUGCUGUCUUGCAUCCUCUUCCUCCACCUCUUCAUCACUCUCAUCCACUGAUUCACCACAAAAUAAUUGUCGGACAGUAUUUAUCACAAUUUUCUCAAGAGAAACAGCAGUCUUUAUCAAGAACAUGACGAUUUUGACAACACUUUGACGACCACGAUACCCUACAAUUUCCACAACUUCCAGGUGAUGAUGGAAACAUGUGUUAGCAGCCUUCUUAAGCUUUACUUCUGGAAAUUUGAAUUGCAUAUCUACACCAACGAAGAAAACUAUCAGGGGUAGGACCACUAAACAAGAAUCAAGCAUCUCUCAACGAAGCAAACCUAAUACAUCUGCUUGUGUGUCCUCAAGGUAUUCAGUCCUUACACAGCCCCUUGAAAGAGGAAGAUGAAGUACUUGGAGAAGAACGCUAAAAAGAC